Molecule: messenger RNA, 4350 nt
Organism: Gekko japonicus
Lineage: Eukaryota; Metazoa; Chordata; Lepidosauria; Squamata; Gekkonidae
Gene: FANCD2
Product: Fanconi anemia complementation group D2
Exons: 43
Coding region: 1-4350 (1449 amino acids)
Biological process (GO): homologous chromosome pairing at meiosis; mitotic intra-S DNA damage checkpoint signaling; interstrand cross-link repair
Cellular component (GO): condensed chromosome; nucleus
Molecular function (GO): DNA polymerase binding
Source: RefSeq, a predicted model, not a curated record
AUGGCUUCAAGGCGGAGGUUUUCCAAGUCUGCAGCCCAUGGAGAAAAUCUAUUAGAAAAGUCCCCAAAAACGAAGAAGUCUCGGAUCUCUGUUAAGAAAAACACAAUUCCACAAGAUGGCGUUGUAGAGAACAACAGUGUUUUUGGACAGCUCCUCAAGGCAGUGGGAAUUACGUUGAAAGACGGAGAAAGACAGAAUGAAAUUGCUACAGAUGGUGCAGUUUCCCAGAAGAAGCUUCAUCAAGCCUUGAGGAAACACCCUUCUUAUCCACAGGUUGUUGGAGAGUUCAUCAGUGGUUUGGAAUCCCAUAUAGAAAACAGAGAUCAGUUCAGGAAUUGCCUUCUUCCUUGUGUACCUGCACAGAGUCCAGAAAUGAGUAAUGCAGUUCAUUCAUAUUGUGAAAGUCUCAUUAAACUACUCCUUGGAAUUGAGAUAUUGCAGCCUGCUGUUAUAAGACUUUUGUUUGAGAAACUCCCUGAAUUUUUUCAUGAAAGUGUGGGCAGUGAUGGACUCAAUUUGCCCCAGCUCAUUAUCAAUCAGUUGAAAUGGCUUGACGGGAUAGUUGAUAGCAAGGAUCUUGUCUUGACAAUCAUGCAGAUUAUAUGUGUUUCUCCUCUGUCAAUCCAACAUGAUAUUAUCACAAGCUUGCCAGAAAUCCUGGAAGAUUCUCAGCAUGGUGAAGUUGCCAGAGAGCUUAGUUCAUUGUUAAAGGAGAAAACUGAGCUAACUGUUCCAAUUCUGGAUGCUCUUUCCAGUUUGAAUCUUGAUGUGGAGCUUCUCUCUGAGGUACGUCGGUCUGUCAUGGUCACAGUGGCUGCUGUUAAAGUGGAAGAUUUGCCAGUAGUCGUCAAAUUUAUUCUCCAUUCCAUCAAGACCACUGAUGCAGUGGAGGUAAUUUCUGAUCUUCGUAAGAAGCUGGACCUGGAGUCUUGUAUUUCACUCCCACGGAUUCAGGCUUCUCAGAGCAAGCUCAAGAGUAAUCCCUCCUAUUCUUUCCCUGCUUUUUUCAGUCUCUCUGCAAACCAAAUGAACAUCAGUCAGGACAGUGUUAAGCUCCUUUUUGAGGUCAUAAAAUCAGCUGUUAAAUUCCAGAAGACUGUUUUGGAAGCCUGGGUUAAGGCUAUUGAGAAUGUAGCUUCUGACUCUGAGCAUAAGGUUCUGGAUUUGAUAGUGCUGUUGAUAAUCUGUGCGACAAAUGUGAAGAACCAGAAGCAAAUUGAAAGAGUCCUGAGGAACAAGAUUCGGUCAGGCUGUAUGCAAGAGCAAUUGCUGCAGAAUGCCUUCAGGCAUCACUCACAGGUAAUGAGAGACCUCUUUCCAGCCAUCCUAUCAGUGGCUGAGAUCUUUCUGCACGCAGUGGAUCCCUGUGUUGUCUCUUUUGGCAGCUGCAUGUACAAACAAGCAUAUGCAACCUUUGACUCAUAUUGCCAGCAGGAGAUUAUAGGUGCUUUGGUGACGCAUGCAUGUGGUGGAAAUGAUGUGGAAGUGGAUGUCUCUCUAGAUGUGCUCGUUGACCUGGUGUCUGAACAUACCUCAUCAGUAGUUCCAUAUGCUGUCUUUCUGAAGAGCAUUUUAGACUACGUGGAUAAUUUAAGUCCACAGCAAAUCCGGAAGCUGUUCCACAUCCUUAGCUCACUGGCAUUCAGUCAGGAGCCCAGAAGCAGCCACAUUCAGGACGACAUGCACAUGGUGAUCAGGAAGCAACUCUCCAGCACUAUUACCAAGUAUAAAUGCACUGGGAUUAUUGGUGCAGUUACCAUGGUGAGCAGCAUGGCAGCAAGAAGGAGUAAAGAAAAUGGGCAUCUAUUGGAAAAAGCACCCCUAAGAAAGGAGCAGUGUAAACAGAUCACAUCUUUGCUCCAGCUGGUGUGCUCUUGCUGCAAGCAGGUUCCCCAAGCCUCGGCUCUGUACUAUGAUGAACUUGCCAGCUUGGUUCAGAAAGGGAAUCUGGACUUGCAGAUCCUGGAUUGGAUUGAGAAAGGUGUGGUGAAGGACUUUGAGACAGAUUUUGUGGCAGAAUUUCCUCCUUUGGGUGACAGUGUUUCCCUCCUCCCAGUGAAGGCACUGUAUAGCUUGGAAGAUGAGGAGAGUGAGGGAAUGAUUGUUAUUAACCUGUUGCCUCUGCUGUCUCAGAGUGAUCUCAGCAUGGAUGAAACAGCAGACCCGAAUAAGGAGAAAAGAUUAGUGUCACCAAUUUGCCUGCCACCAUUCUUCCGGCUGCUGAGAGUCUGUGUGUCAGAGAUGAACAAAGGAAACAUGGAAGAAAUUGAUGCCUUGUUGGGAUGUCCUCUUUAUCUGACUGAUUUGCCAGAAGAAGGGAAGUUAGGCUCCUUAUCAAAUCAAGAGCUUGAACUCCUCUGUUCACUCUUAUUUUAUACACUUAACUGGUUCCGUGAGGUUGUGAAUGCUUUCUGCCAACAAGAAGACCCUGAGAUGAAAGGGAGAGUUUUGGCUCGGCUACAGAAUAUUACAGAGUUACAGUGUCUGUUGGAAAAAUAUUUAGCAGCAAGCCCUGGCUAUGUUCCUCCUCCUGCUAAUUUUGAUUCUGAAACCUUGGUGGGAGUACCCAUUGUCAGUACUGUUGGUCCCACCAAAAAGAACAGCAAAGGAAGAAAAAGGAAAAAACCCGACAGCAACAAAAACAGCUCUACUGACAAUUCACAGUGGGAUGAAAACACAGAGGCAAAUCAGCCUGAAGCUGAAACCAGUCAGCCAGAAAAGGACUCCAAAGAGAGUGAAUCAGGGGCCCCUUUGGUACAGCUGCAGAAUUAUAGCGCAUAUUUCCGUGAAUUAGACUUUGAAGUUUUUACCAUCCUUCACACUGAGUUGCUGACCAAAUCUGUUCUGGACACAGAGAUGCACACAAAGACCCGUGAGGUGGUGCAAAUAGGGCCAGCGGAGCUCCUGUUCCUUCUUGAAGACCUGUCCCAUAAGCUGGAACAUAUACUGAUACCAACAUCUGCAAAGAGACCCCCCUUCUUAAAGGGAAAAGGAAGUAGGAAUGUUGGAUUCUCGCAUCUUUGUCAAAGAUCAUCUCAAGAUGUGAUGGCGAGCGCUGUACAACUGUUAAAGCCACUGUGCAACCACAUGGAAAAUAUGCACAACUUCUUUCAGGCACUGCUGGCAGAGAAUCAUGGUGUAGUCGAUACACCUGGAGUCAACAUUCAGGAACACCAGCUUAUGUCCUCCUGUUAUCAGCGAUUACUGCAAGUCUUUCAUCUCCUCUUUGCAUGGAGUGGAUUUUCUCAACGUGAAAAUCAUAGCUUGCUGAAAACAGGCCUCCAAGUCCUUGCACACAGACUCAAGCCAGGGGAGAAGGAACUCCCUCUUGAGGAACUGCUCAGACAGAGUUUUCAAUAUCUGCAGAAUUUCCAGGACAGUGUCCCCAAUAUUUAUUGUGCACUGAGUCUUACUCAGCUUCUGCUUGCCGUUGCUGAAAAAUCUGUGACUAACCUGAAAAAUGAUAAAAUAGCUUCCAUCACUAAACAGUUUCUCUGCCAGUCUUGGGUAGAGCCCACUGGAGUUCGUCAGAAGGGCAGGCAGUUUAAUGAUGCUCUCCACACUUUGUUCUGUAUCUAUUUGGAGCACACAGACAACAUAUUGAAAGCUAUAGAAAAUAUUUCCAGCAUUGGGGUUCCGGAGCUGAUUGAUGAUGGCAACUCUUCUACUUACCCUACUUUGACCAGGCAAACAUUUCCAGUUUUCUUCCGAGUGAUGAUGGCUCAGCUAGAAGGCUCAGUGAGGUGCACUCCUGCUGGAAGACCAUCAGAGUCUAGUGAGGUACAGCUAGAGAAGCUGCUACGUUGGAACAUGGCUGUGAGGGAUUUCCACAUCCUUGUUAAUUUAGUUAAGAUAUUUGACAGUAGGCCUGUGCUCAAUGUUUGUCUGAAGUAUGGUCGACUGUUCAUGGAAACAUUCUUGAAACUUGGUAUGCCCCUCUUGGACUGCAGCUUCAAAAAGCAUAGGGAAGAUGUGCAGAGUUUGCUGAAAACUUUACAGCUGAGCACCAGGCAACUCCACCACAUGUGUGGUCAUUCCAAGAUUCACCAAGACACAGGACUCACUAGCCAUGUUCCUCUAUUGAAGAAGACUCUUGAGCAGUUUGUAUACCGAGUGAAAGCAAUGCUGGCUCUGAAUCACUGUCAGGAAGCUUUUUGGGUGGGCGUCCUCAAAAACAGAGACCUGCAGGGAGAAGAGAUCCUUUCACAAGCAUCCCAAGAAAGCAAGGAAGAGGAAGAAGCUUCUAUACUCCCCAGGGAGGAUCCUGCAGAGGAGGAGGGCGAGGAGGAAGAUUCAGAGAAUGAUAGUAAGACAGAUACCAGAGACAGUGAUGAAGACAGCUCUGAUUAG